GGCGUCGAAGGCAAAACGAGCGCGAGGAACGAGCUCUGAGGCGACCUCCUACAGGCGCGUACACCCACUUGGCAUCCGCGCGGGCCAUAGCAUUCUCUUCCUGCUUCUCACACACACAUCGCGGCCACCAUGAUUAUGAAAAACACCCUUUUGACGGUGUUCCUCUCCCUCGUGUCGGUCGGCACCGCGUUCUACGCGAUGGUCUACCCGGCGUGGUUCCAGCAGCACUAUCGCCGCGAUGGCAACAACGUGUAUCAGGGAUACGGACUCUUCGCGUUCUACUCUACCAACAGCCUCGAGUCGCCGUUCUACGCCUCAGCCACCGUGUUGCAAUAUUCGGAUUUUUGCGUGGAAAACUACACAACACCGAACUACAUGUUGGGCGACGGCGUCGACUUCCACGAGGUGCUCUGCGGCAAGCGAAUGAAGUCGGUACAGGCCACGACGGCCACAGGCGCCGCCAUCUCCGUGGUGGGGCUUCUCACGUCCAUCGGAGCAGUCUUCAACCCGUCAGCCGGGUACAUGGAGCGCGUUGUGUCGUUUUGCACUCUUGUUGGCUCGUUACUUUUGGCGAUAUCUUUAGUUAUUUGGGGCGCACUAUUGCAACAGACACUGUACGAGACUGACACCAUCCACUCGGCGUACACGAGCUGCAAGGCAAACAACACCAAGUGGCAUUGCUGGUUCUAUGGAUACAGUUUCUGGGUGUGUCUAGCGUCGGUUAUUAUCCUAUCAAUUACCGGGUACUUGAGCUCGGCAGGACGCGCCGAGAAAAUCCGAUACUUCCGCAAGGAGUACGAGCGGGAUCUGGCAGUUGCCAUGCAACAGAGUAUGGAUAACGAUGCUCACGCCCAUACACAAUUUGUACGCACGGAGUCGGCGGGAGGCUUCGGAGUGAAUGCGACGCAACAAGCGUACGGACAGGCGCCCACACCCUCGCAGCAGUACAACCCCAACACGGGACACCCCUACACAACUCCACAGAACAUGCAACAGCAACAGCCUUAUGCCAAUGUGUAUGGCAACCAGAACGCGGCUCCGAAGCCCAUGGGAUACCAGCAACAAGUCAGCAAUGUCCCGUCAUUGGCAGCACCCUCGACGACGAAUAACCUCAGCCGGACAAACAGCAACGAGAGUGAGGCAGUGUAUCCAAGUUAUAGUGAUCGACGCAAGAACCAUUCGCUGCUGGGUCGACAACCUAGCGGUGGCGUCGUGUAAGCAUUAUAUUGUACGCACUCUUUUAGCUAUGGACAAGUUUCGUCUUGGGUACAAAAACAGAGUUUCAUCUUCUACGCGAUGCAAGACGAAGGUGACUCGGAAGCUGUUGGCGUGUGACUUUUAUUUUGAUUUUAAGUUUUGAGCUCCCGGGGCAUCGAGGAAGAAGGACAGGGCGAGUAGAAAUAAAAUACAAGAACGUCUUCACCAAG
This is a messenger RNA of Phytophthora infestans T30-4, 1427 nucleotides long. RefSeq lists its product as uncharacterized. NCBI's taxonomy places the organism in Eukaryota, Oomycota, Peronosporomycetes, Peronosporales, Peronosporaceae. The record is from RefSeq and is a predicted model, not a curated record. The coding region runs from base 130 to 1218 and encodes 362 amino acids. The transcript is spliced from 3 exons.